AUGUAUGUGCCGGAAAAAGAAACAGGAUUGGGAGAAGCCCCAAGAAAAUUGAGAGGAUUCAAUAGGAUGUGUGGAGGUGCCAGGAGAAGAAAGAAAGGAUUCAGUAGGAUUCGUGGAGUGCAAGGAAAAGAACUAAAGAUUCAGAGAAUCCCCAGAAGAAUUGAGAGGAUGCAGUGGCAUAUUCUAGUUCUAAGGAACAGAACAGCAAUUACACUGUUCAGGGACUGGCGGGCGAGGCUCGCCACUGGUCCCGGGACGGGCGGGCAGGCGUCCGCCACUGGUCCCGGGACUGCGGGCCGGGCCAGCCUCGGGGUCCCUGGGGACGGGCGGGCAGGCGUCCCACCAAGGCGUCCCGGGACGGGCCGGCCGGGGCCCCCCGCGGGUCCCAGGGCCGGGACGGGCGGGGCCCACCCGGGCGGGAAGGCGGUCCCAGGCCCGGUGCCCGGGAGGGCCGGGGGGGCUGGGGUCGGGCCAGGCGUUCCCGGGCCGGGCCCGGGACGGGGGCCCCGGCCGGGUACCGGGCGGGGCGGGCAGGGUCCGCAGGAGUCCCGGGACCGGGAGGGGGCCCCCGCGCGGGUCCCGGGACGGGCGCAGGCGUCCGCCAGGCGUCCGGGGACCCGGACGGGCCGGGCCACCACCCCGGGGGUCCCGGGACCGGCGCCCCCCGGGGGCGUCCCCCCCCGGGAGGGGGUCCCGGGACAAGGCGUUCAGGGACGGGCCGGCCGGGGGGGGGGGGGGGGGGGGGGGGGGGGGGGCCCCCCCCCCGCGGGUCCCGGGACGGGCGGGCAGGCGUCCGCCAGGCGGGUUCCCGGGGACGGGCCGGGCCGGGGCCCCCGCGGGGCACCGGGACGGGGCGGUCCCCCAGGCGUCCCGGGCCAGGGGCGCGGGUCCCGGGACGGCGUCCGCCAGGCGUCCCGGGACGGGUGGAGGGCAAGGCGUCCGCCAGGGGGGCCCGGGUCCCGGGGAACGGGGCCGGGCGGGGCCUCCGGCGUCCCGGGACGGGCCGGGGGGCAGGCGUCCGCAGGCGUCCCGGGACGGGCCGGCCGGGGCCCCCGCGGGCCCCGGGACGGGCGGGCAGUCCGCCAGGAGUCCGGGAACCGGCCGGGGCACCCCCGCGGGGUCCCAGGACCGGGCGGGCAGGCGUCCGCCAGGUGUCCCGGGAAGGGACGGGCGGGCAGGCGUCCGCCAGGCGUCCCGGGGACGGGCCGGGGCCCCGGGCAGGCGGGUCGACAGGCGUCCCAAGGGGACGGGGCCGGGCCGGGGCCCCCCGCGGGUCCGGGACGGGCGGGCAGGCCGUCCGCCAGGGGCGUCCCGGGACCCCGGGCCGGGCCCGGGAAGGGCCCCCGGCGGGCACCGAUGGCCCGGGCAGGCCGGUCCGGGGGCCCCCGCGGGUCCCGGGACGGGCCGGCGGCGCCCGGGCCCCCCGGCGUCCGGGACGGAGGCGUCCCGCCCAAGGAGUCCCGGGAUCUGGCGGCCGGGUGGAACAACGACAGGGUCCCGGGAGGGCCGGGCCCCAGGCGGGCCGGGACAGGCGGGUCCCGGGACGUGGGGCGGGCCGGGGCCCCCGGGGCGGGUACGGGAAACGGGGGGGCAGGCGGUCCGGGCCAGGCGUCCCGGGGCCGGGCCGGGCCGGGGGCCCCCCGGGUCACCCGGGAAGGGAGGGCAGGCGCCGCAGGCGUCCCGGGAAACCGGGCCGGAGGGGGCCCCCGCCCGGGUCCAGGACGGCGCGGGCAGGCGCCCGGGCGGGCCCCGCGUACAGGGACCCGGGGACGGGCAGGCGCCGCCAGGCGUCAGGGACGGGCCGGCAGGUGCCCCCGUGGUCCCGGGACGGGCGGGCAGGCGUCCGCCGCCGUCCCGGGACGGGCCGGCCGGGGGCCCCCGCGGGUCCCGGGCGGGCGGGCAGGCGUCCGACAGGCUUCCCCGGACGGGCCCGGCCGGGCCCGCCGCGGGUCCCGGGACGGGCGUGCGGCGUCCGCCAGGCGUCCCGGACGUGCGGCUGGGGCCCCCUCGGGUCCCCCGGGACGGGCGGCGUCUCCGCCAGGCGUCCCGGGACGGCCGGGCCCGGGGCCGGGGCCCCGCGGGGUCCCUGGGAACGGGUGGGCGGCGUCCGCCGGGCGGGUCCCGGGACGGCCGGCCGGGCCCCCGCGGGUCCCCGGAAGGGCGGGCAGCGCCUGCCAGGCGUCCCUGGGACAGGCCGGCCGUGGGGCCCCAACCCCCGCGGGGUCCCUGGGAAACGGGUCGGGCAGGCGCCCGCCAGGCCCCCGCGGGUCCCGGGACGGACGGGCAGGCGGCCGCCAGGCGUCCCGGGAUGGGCCGGCACAUUUAUUCCAGAACAUCAGAGAACAUGAAUUUUAUUUGAAAGAAGAUUCUUAA
Molecule: messenger RNA, 2373 nt
Organism: Macrobrachium nipponense
Lineage: Eukaryota; Metazoa; Arthropoda; Malacostraca; Decapoda; Palaemonidae
Product: collagen, type I, alpha 1b-like
Exons: 1
Coding region: 1-2373 (790 amino acids)
Source: RefSeq, a predicted model, not a curated record